UAUUUUUAUUAUUAUCGUCAUUGGAGUACAAAUUUUGACCUUUCGCUAUCCGGAUCUAGGGUUUUUUAUAUCUCCUCGUUCGUCGCCAUAAUCAUCAAAAUUAGAAACCCUAGCACCUCCGCUCACUGGUUAAUUCAAUCAAAUAAAGCGGUAGAUCAUCGAGAGAGGAGGAGAAGAAGUUUCAUGAUCUAUCUAAGCAAAAUUUGUUCUUUUUUAAAACUUGUACAAAAAUGGGAUCAAAUUUUAAAAGCACCGAUGAUGAUCAAAAGAAACCUCAUGAUUUUUUGUUAUAUUUGAUUUGACGAUGAUGAGAUGAGAUGAGACACACAAUCGAAGCCAAGAACUGAGAUAUUUUUCGAUUCUCUUUUAUUAUUAUUUUUUAAUAAUAGUACCUUUCGGGGAGAUCAGAAGAAGGAAAGAAAAUGUAUAAAACGGUGGUGUAUGAAGGAAAAGAAAAUUUGGGGGAAGUUGAGAUAUAUCCACAACAAGGAGAACAAGUAAAGAACAACAAAGUGUUCGAUGAAAUCAGAAUAAGUUACUACACGGAAGCGAGUGAGAGAUGUCCACCACUGGCGGUGCUACAUACCAUUACGUCUGGUGGGAUUUGCUUCAAAAUGGAGUCUAAAUCAUCGGACAACACGCAGCUACAUCUUUUGCACUCCUCCUGUGUCAGAGAAAACAAGACUGCAGUGAUGCCACUAGGGGCAGACGAGCUCCACUUGGUUGCCAUGUAUUCUAGGAAUAGGCAGUAUCCAUGUUUCUGGGGAUUCAUUGUUGCAUCUGGACUGUAUAAUUCUUCUCUCGUCAUGUUGAACCAUAGAUGUCUUGGCAUUGUUUUUGAUCUGGAUGAAACCCUUAUAGUUGCAAAUACAAUGCGUUCAUUUGAGGAUAGAAUUGACGCUUUGUUGCGUAAAAUAAGCACUGAGGUGGAUCCACAGCGCAUUGCUGGUAUGCAGGCUGAGAUCAAGCGCUAUCAAGAUGACAAGUCUAUAUUGAAGCAAUAUGCAGACAAUGAUCAGGUUAUUGAAAACGGGAAGGUGAUCAAAGUUCAGUCAGAGGUUGUUCCAGCCUUGUCUGACAACCACCCAACUAUUGUUCGGCCACUUAUACGACUGCAAGAGAAAAACAUUAUUCUGACUCGAAUCAACCCGCAGAUUCGUGAUACCAGUGUUCUUGUGAGGUUGAGACCUGCAUGGGAAGAUCUACGGAGCUACUUGACUGCUAGAGGACGCAAGCGUUUUGAGGUCUAUGUUUGCACAAUGGCAGAAAGGGAUUAUGCUUUAGAAAUGUGGAGGCUUCUUGAUCCAGAGUCAAAUUUGAUAAAUACAAGAGAAUUGUUGGAUCGCAUAGUCUGUGUCAAAUCUGGUUCAAGGAAAUCAUUGUUCAAUGUCUUUCAAGGUGGAAUUUGCCAUCCUAACAUGGCACUCGUGAUAGAUGAUCGUUUGAAAGUAUGGGAUGAGAAAGAUCAACCUCGGGUGCAUGUAGUUCCUGCUUUCUCUCCAUACUAUGCUCCUCAAGCUGAAGCAAAUAAUUCUGUUCCUGUCUUGUUUGUAGCGAGAAAUGUUGCUUGCAAUGUUAGGGGUGGAUUUUUCAAAGAGUUUGAUGAUGGUCUUCUACAAAGGACACCCGAACUUUCAUAUGAAGAUGAUCUUAGGGAUAUUCCUUUGCCUCCUGAUGUGAGCAACUAUUUAGUUUCAGAGGAUGAUGCUUCUCUCUUAAAUGGAAACAAAGAUCCACUUCCUUUUGAUGGCAUGGCCGAUGCUGAGGUUGAAAGAAGACUUAAAGAUGCAAUAUCAGCUUCUUCAGCAAUCUCUUCAGCUCUCACGAAUCUUGACCCAAGACUCGCUUCACUUCAGCAUGCAAUGCCAGCUUCUAGCUCAAUUCCUCUCCCAACAUCUCAAGUGGCAGAUUUUCCAUUUCCCGAUGUGCAGUUUUCGUCAGCAGCUUCAUUAGUGAAACCACUGGGUCAUGUUUCCCCUCAAGAACCAAGCUUGCAAAGUUCUCCUGUUAGAGAAGAGGGUGAGGUUCCAGAAUCAGAAUUAGAUCCUGAUACUAGGAGGCGACUUCUCAUAUUGCAACAUGGGCAAGAUACAAGAGAUCAGGCACCAAGUGAACCCUCAUUUCCUGUAAGAACCCCAAUGCAAGUUUCAGCUCCAUCCGUGCAAUCACGUGGAAGUUGGUUUCCAUCUAAAGAAGAGAUGAGCACUCGACAAUUGAAUCGAGCAGGACCCAAAGAAUUUCCUUUAGAUUCUGAGCCAAUGCAAAUUGAAAAACACUGGCCUCAUCAUCCAUCUUUUUCCCCUAAGGUUGAGAGUCCUGUUCCACCUGAUAGACUUCAUGAAAAUCAAAGAUUGAGAAAAGAGUCACUUCAUAAAGACAACCAGUUGAGGUUGAACCAUACCCAUUCUAGUUAUAAUUCUUUCUCAGGUGAUGAGGUCCCUUUGAGCCGAUCAUUCUCUAGCUACAAGGAUUUUGACUUUGAAUCAGGACGAGAUGUUUCAAGUGCAGAAACUCCAGCUACAGUUUUACAAGAUAUUGCAAUAAAGUGUGGAGCCAAGGUGGAAUUCAGGCCAGCUUUGGUUGCCAGCAUGGAGUUACAGUUCUCCGUUGAGGCUUGGUUUGCAGGAGAGAAGAUAGGACAAGGAACGGGUAAAACAAGGAGGGAAGCCCAGCAGCAGGCUGCUGAUGCAUCAAUCAAGAACUUAGCUAAUGUAUAUAUGUUACGUGUAAAGCCUGAAUCUGGUUCUGCGCAUGGAGAUUUUAUUAGAUUUUCUAACACCAAUGAUAAUGGGUUUUUGAGUAAGUUUAAUUCAUUUGGGGGUCAGCUGUUGCCUAAAGAGGAGUCUGUACCACUAUCUACUGUGUCAGAGCCAUCUACACUUCUAGAUCCAAGGCCAGAGGUCUCUAAGCUAUCGAUCGGUUCAGUGUCUGCACUUAAAGAAUUAUGCAUGAUGGAGGGACGUGGAGUUGCUUUUUCAAAAUUGUCUCCAUCACCGGUUAACUCUAUACAGAAAGAUGAAGUAUAUGCACAGGUUGAAAUCGAUGGUCAGGUGUUAGGAAAGGGGAUUGGGUCAACUUGGGAUGAAGCUAAGAUGCAGGCUGCUGAAAAGGCUCUUGGAAGCCUAAGGUCAACGUUUGGUCAGUUUCCUCAAAAACGUCAAGGAUCCCCAAGGUCAUUGCAAGGAAUGUCAAGUAAACAUCUAAAGCCAGAUUUCCCUCAAGUUUUACAGCGGAUGCCUGCUUCUGGUAGAUAUCCCAAGAAUUCUCCUCCUGUUCCUUGAAAGCCCUUAGCAUAUGAUUGUUCAUCCCACGCUUUGGUUAUUCUAUUUGGUCGGACAUUUUUAUUGUACAUAACAUAGGGACAAGAAAGGGCUGUCAAGAUCCAGGCUGCCACCGAUUAACCACUUAUUUCUUCUUUUUGGAUCCUUUUGGCGCAAGAGGCGAGAAACUAUACUGCCAAAUAUCUGCAAUUCUCAGAUGUAAAUUUGGUCUUUCCAGUCAUUUCUGUCUCUGCUUCAUCUGAGACUAAGUGAUAAAGCUAGGACUGGCUGACUCAAUGCUGUAUCAUUUUUUCCUCUCCGAUAGGUCCAUAGAAGCCUGACAAGAUUAAAACAAGGUGCCAUGUAGUCUUAGCCUUGAUUUCUUUCAUUCUCGUGCCAGAUGAUGCCACUCCUGUACCGAAUUCUUUGGCAGAACCUGCUAGGGUGGAAUUGCUUUGUAUAUCUAUUAAGUGGAAGUUGUGUACUGAGAGGCAAUGAAGGGCAGCUUGAGUUUCUGGUUUUGGGUGUACUCAGAAUCACAGAAGAUACUUAAGCAAAUACAGUAGUAUCAUCGACAUCAUCAUAUAGCCCUUUGUCAGUUCCACCUUUCGGAAGAAUGCAUUGAAUUUAGAGUGCUGAGUGCUGACAUUGGUGAACUUCUUACUGACUUCACCCGAAUUGCCAUAGCACAGUCAAAAUGCAAUUCAACUUGAGGAGAAGGAGAAAAGGGAGAAGGAAAUGAGAAUUCAGAUAAUUGAAGAAGCUGAGGAGUAUAAACGUAGUUUCUAUGAGAAAAGAAAGCUCAACAUAGAGACUAACAAGACCAAUACCAGAGAAAG
Messenger RNA from Mangifera indica (mango), 4099 nucleotides. RefSeq names its product RNA polymerase II C-terminal domain phosphatase-like 1. Gene Ontology annotation, molecular function: RNA polymerase II CTD heptapeptide repeat phosphatase activity. The record is from RefSeq and is a predicted model, not a curated record. Bases 423 to 3281 code for a protein of 952 amino acids. Lineage: Eukaryota; Viridiplantae; Streptophyta; Magnoliopsida; Sapindales; Anacardiaceae. The transcript has 18 exons.